Lizanozyma spartinae is the source of this 2910-nucleotide messenger RNA. It is a transcript of the gene MBP1, whose product is annotated as transcription factor. The transcript has a single exon. The record is from RefSeq and is a predicted model, not a curated record. The coding region runs from base 1 to 2910 and encodes 969 amino acids. Gene Ontology annotation, cellular component: SBF transcription complex; MBF transcription complex. NCBI's taxonomy places the organism in Eukaryota, Fungi, Ascomycota, Pichiomycetes, Serinales, Debaryomycetaceae. Gene Ontology annotation, molecular function: DNA binding; transcription regulator activity; protein binding.
AUGAGCGACUCUCAAAUAUACUCAGCCACUUACUCUAGUGUGCCUGUGUUUGAGUUUGUUACAAGUGAGGGUCCUAUAAUGCGACGUAAACUGGACUCGUGGAUUAAUGCAACGCAUAUUUUGAAAAUUGCCCGCUUCCCAAAAGCAAAACGUACUAGAAUACUAGAGAAAGAUGUACAAACAGGGAUACAUGAAAAAGUCCAAGGUGGAUACGGUAAAUAUCAAGGAACAUAUGUACCCUUGGAUGUUGGUGCUCAAAUUGCACGAACGUUCGGCGUUUAUGAAGCUUUGCAACCUAUAUUUGAAUUCGUUUACAUCGAAGGGAAAUCAGAAACCCCUCCACCUGCUCCAAAACAUAGUCAUGCUUCAGCUUCAAAUGUGGCUAACCGAAAAUUAGUCUCAAAGGAUCAUAAAAAUAAUAAAGUUGAUCGUAGGACCAACAUCAAUGGUAAACGAGAAUCGGCAGGUACUGGUUCUACUUCGGGACCCACAACGACAACAACAACAAACGAACAUGCCUCUAAACCAAAUGGUGGUGAUGAGCCACCACGUAAAAGGGGAAGGCCGAGAAAGGAUACUUCUAAACAAAGUGAUGCUCCCUCAUUAGAGAAUCCUCCAUCUUUGACUCAUUCAGAUACAAUACCGAUACAGCAAUCUAAUAACAAGCUUCCGAGUAUUUCCCAAUACGUUACCCAAACUCCUACUCAACAGCUGUUUUCAGGACAACAGUUUUAUCCCCCUAGAAUUCCUAAUGGGGCUUUUCUGAUACCCUCAUACACUCAACAAUACUAUCAAGUUUCUCAACCCUUAGGACAACGACAGUCGUCUAUCACCAACACAGCAGUUCCCUUAACUCGACAAAACACUGUUGAAGAUGCUCCAUUAGUACUACAGAAUAACAGCAUGACGCUAAAGCAUGAAGAUUUGGAAUCCGUAGAAAGUGAGGACGACCAAUUGGGAGAGGAAGAUGAAAACGGAGCUAUAACAUUUAUGAAUAGUAAGGAGUUGUUUGGAACACCACGUAACUCAUUUGAACGUUCUAUCAGAUUUUAUAAUAACCCAUCGGACUUUUCUCAAAAUCAUAGUGCUCUUCAACAAUUCCAACAAGCAGCUUCUCAUCAAAAUUCAAUGCUGCUUCCUCAAGCUUCACUGCAAAUGCUAGGAAGUACCAAGCCUGUGGCUUCAGAUGAGUAUACGGAGUAUUACACAUUCCUUCUUAACUAUUUCUUGGAUGAUAGCAAAUCCCGAACUAAUGAUAUUCCACAAAGGAUUUUAGAUCCUCCCUUACCACUUUCCAAAAUCAAUAUACUUCAGACAAUGGACAAUGAUGGCAAUACUAUAUUUCAUUGGGCGUGUUCUAUGGCAAUUCCGCAGGUGAUAUCAUUUUUGAUGGAUAAGUUUUCAAUUGGAAGUGAUAUUAAGAAUGGAUAUGGCGAAACUCCAUUGAUGUUUGUUGUCAAAUUUAAUAAUUCAUUUCGUGUGAAGAAUUUUCCUGCCAUCUUGGAUUAUUUAUUUGACUCUGUAUUUUUAAUGGAUGAUAGUGGGAAAACGGUAUUGCAUCAUAUUGCUCAAAUAGAGUCAAAGAAUAAGGAAAAUUUCUCGAAAUAUUAUAUGGAAUGUCUUUUGGAUAGGCUAUUCGAUGUUAUGGAUGAUGACAAUGUCAUGGAACGUACACAACUAAUCAGCAAAUUCCUUAAUCACCAAGACGCUAACGGAAAUACAGCGUUCCAUAUUGUUGCCUUUCAUAUGAACAAAAAGUGCAUUACGAUUUUAAUCAAAUACCAUAAGUAUAUUGAUUUCUCCCUAAAGAAUUUGUUGAAUUGUACAGUAGAGGAUUAUUUAUUAAGUCACAACUAUGUUUUGCAACUUGGUAAAGAUAAUGAUGACGAUGAACAAAUAGAUGAAGGAGUUGAAAAUCCUCUGCCAUCAAAAUCUGAAGAGAGGUAUGAAACUACUAUAGAAACAGAAAGUGCUGGAUCUGCAAAUAUUCGAAAAACUGUGGAUUCAACUAAUACUAUUACUAGCUCAGGUGAGAAUAAUGGGUUACAUUCAAGUACAGAGGAGUUUCCACUGGAUAGUACCAAAAGCUUUGAAAAUCAAUUACACUUUUCAAAGAUUGCUAUGAAUUUGCAAAACUCAACGGCUAACAUCAUAACGGAAAAGCUAACAGAGUUGGCAUAUGCUGUGGAUAAGGAGUUGGCAGAGAAAGAUGAGAAGCUUUCAAACCUUUUCAAGAUACACAAGAUAUUCAAUCAUGAGAAAUUGAUUUCACAACGUGAGGUGCUUAAGAUAUUCAAAUUGGACCAUUUAGUGAAUGAAUUGGAACAGGAGUAUGCAACUGCAAACCCACAUGACGUUGUAGUUGAUGAACAUAGCGAUAGGCUAAUUCAAGAAGAGGUUUAUCGCUUAUACAAUGAUUUGUGCUUCCGGUUUUUACAAGUUCUGAAUGAUUUAGAGAAGAAGCAAAAUCGAUUGUGCACCAUCAAUGAGAAAGCUCAACAAAAGAAGAUUCAAAAUGCGGCUGAGAUAAGAGGUCAAGUAUUGCCCAUCGAAGUUCCUCAAUCAACACUGAAUGAAGAUAGAAUUCUGGCUGCUGUAAAGUUAACGGAGGCAAUAAUUAAAAGACGGGGAUUAGUGAAGCAAUUGUAUGAUAAGCUGUUACGGGCACCAGUACCACAGAGUGGAAGUGAAACCAUUGAUUCUACAGAUUGCGGCGAAAACAAGGAAAAUUCGGCACCUCCCACCUCUACCACCGGGGUCAAUUCUGGCAGCUCGAUUGUGGAUCGAUUUUCUCCUAAAGACAAAUUGUUCAAAUAUUGCAAGCUUAUAUCCCUUUGUUGUGGCAUGUCGGUAGAAGAGGUUGAAGGUUCCAUUGAUCAGAUUGAACAGUCUUUACUAAAAUCUCGAUAA